UGCAUGAUCUCUGAACUACGAGAUUUUGCAUUAAGUCUAGCUUUUUUAUUAAGUGCCUUGGAAGUUGAAUGCAUUUUUAUUUUCCCAGAUGAGUAUCUCUGUUUUCUGGUACAAUUUACUCAUUCGCAUUGGAACAUAUAAGCCAGAUAUCAAACGGAAGCUCUAAAUUGGACGAACCAACCACCUGCAGUCGCACGAUUCACCGUUUGUUGAAUAAUAGAGUUGUGGGGAAUGCAGUGCUAGAAGGACGAAGUAGGCUCUCUUUGAGUCGAAUCGAAUGUGCAUCAAAUAAGAUGAUGGGCAUAUCAAACAAACUAUAUGAGGACAACCAUUCUUCAAGUCGUUCAUUAAUCUGAAGUAUUUUGCGUGUAAUAAAUCACAACCAACCUCAUAUUGUUAUAAACAUGGCAAAUAAAUCAACAUUCUAGACCUUGAAUAUGUACUUUUUUGUUUCCCGGCUCUCUUCCUUACACUGAAGGGAAGAAAGGCCUUAAACAAAAAUGAAGACUUGUGAAUGUCGGGGUCCUAUGCGAAUCGUCUUCCAAAAUUAAUAUUUGACAUAGAUGGUACAAUCUAGAUAAAUGGGAAGGAAAAAAAUGGACGGAGAAUACGAAGAAAAGUGUUGUUUUUUUAUACCGAUUUCCUGAUUUUCCAGAUAUAUGAGGCGAUUGACAGAUUGGUAUGGUGAAGGGAGGAGAUGUGCCGCGAGUGUCUUUGGUCUGUCUGACUACGUUCGUCGCCUUCACGUUCAUGAUACAGUGAAUGUUUUUUGGUAAGUAAAAAAGUGCACGAGAUGUUCCCGCAUUGAGCUCAUUUAUAGGUCGGUGGCUGAAUCUGCGUGGGCCCUGGAUACAAAUGCAGUUUCUGUGCGGACAAGUAGCCAAGAAUUGGUUUUACGAGGUACUGUUGUUCAUUGGCCGAUAAUUUUUUUUUAUAGUCGUUACUGGAAUUAUCUCCUUGCAACUUCAUCUUGCUUUUGGGUUACAGGAGAAAUACGUAGCCCUUGUUAUAAAUGCGGAAUGUAUCGAUCUUUCGAUCCUGAUCGUACAAAAAUGAAGCUUUGACCAUACGGCUCGGAUUUACAUAAUGAGAAUAUGUCGUUAUUCAUUAUUGUUUCUGGGUUUCGUGUGUUCGGUAUCAUAGGUCAUCGUGCGUGCUUUUUUCAGCAUGGAACUUACAUGUGACCAGGUUACUGUCACACAGGAUUGGUGCGUUUCUGCACUGAAUUUCGCCGCGGCGGAGCAGAAAAACGAGCAACAUCCUGUGAGGGUGAAUCUGCAGAGCUUCCAUUACGCGACUCCAGAUUAUGCACUUGCAGGCGACUCGACGUCCAAUCCAAUUAUAGAAGCAGGUGACAAACCGAAGAGAAAAAGCAGUUUAUGUGUAGAAGCAAUUCCGUUGGAAAUUUGGUUUAAAAUUAUCAUUCCGUUGGCUGUUCAGAGCGAAAUUGACGAUUACGCUCUUUCUCAAGUCAAGCCAAAGCUCAUUUCAAACAAACUCCCGCUUCUGUGCAACACGCGAAAUCAUGUGUCUGACAUCAUUCAAUACGAAUCAAGUCCUUUUAGGAACCGCGAUCCCAUCGUCGCUCUAGGAUUAACAUGCAGACACCUCUGGCUGCUCUUUGGAAAUUAUCUCUUCUUUUAUAGGCCAUCCAAUUUCGAUGCCUUGGACCGAAAACUGACUCGCUGCUGCAUGCGAUUUUUAUCUGCACUUGAAUCAGCUGCGGCCUCCCGUCCAUCCGAAACAAACCUGUUGAUCAAAGAGGAACAGGGCAACUUUUACACCUCUGACCUAACAGAGGAAAAAGUGUCCCCUAGUGUCAUUCGUCUUCAUUCUAGAAUACUCGUUGAAUGCAUUUUGGCCAUACCGAAUUGCAAAUGGAGUCGGCUUAUGGUUUUCGACCUUUUGUAUCUGAAGUUCCGACUCUAUGUCACUUCACGCGUCUUCCUGGAACUUCCGGGACCGACCUACCACAGAUCCAACGUGUCUCGACGUAUGCAAAUACUUUCGUCUCUCGCGCUGUAUGGACUCAAUCUGCGCGACAACGAGGCCAGAGAAAGCGUUCUGAAACUCUACACCGAUUUGCGUCGCUUUGUCACCUCUCGCAAAAUUUCUUCCUCUCAGCUGAUACCGUCUGGCAGCUGCGGACAGGAGCUUCAGACCCUGCCGGAUCAGCUUCGACAACACAUAUGCUUCUCUGGAGUGAAAAGAAGGCACAGCUUUACGGUAGAAAACCUCGUCUCCAUCGUCACCAAGGCCAACCAAAUCAGAUCCAUGCCACCGGAAUACGCUCAUCAAAUCGUCCUCCUUAAGCCGUCCAGAAAGCUAAUAUGGAGAUAUAUCCAUCCGACCGGCGUUCUCAUGGAAGUCAGUCCCAUAGACCGACAAAUAGUCUCAUUUCAAGAAACCCGUCGAUUCGAGCUCAUUCUUCAAGUCAUCGGCAUAUGCGUUCCGAGGCCGCUGACGGAGCUCGAGGUCCUAUGGAACCACGAGCUGAACUUCGUUCUAGUUAACGUGUUUUUUGAGCUUCACCUGGUCACCUACCUGGCCCCCCACCUCGUUAUCGAUUCGCAGCUCUCUCAUUUUCUAAAGCACUUUGCCGGAUUGGUCGCGGACAGCAUGGGCAUCGCGCGAGCGGAAAGAGCAGCUUCUUCCAAGAAGGGCCUCUUCAAAAUCUGCUCGAAAUUGCCUCUUCGACGCAGUAAAGCGGUCGAUACCAGCUAUGUCUGCAUGUCUGGAAUCGUGAACAUUAUAGCUACUUGCUACAUGUAUCAAUUGCUAGAUCCGCUAAUCGUCAUGAAAGAACUUGGCAUUUUCGAUUCGUCUACUUGGUGCUUCUGGGGCAUUUCGAGGAGACUCACAUCUGCUCUUCAAAGCGCUUUUAUCGUUCGACCCAGAAAUUGGGAUGUAGCCGGACACCUUUACGAUAUAUGCAGUUCGCUUCUGCGCUCAGACCCGGAAGCGAAGGACUCGCAUUGCCAUCCCUUCCUAGCGCCUGCCAUCUUCUACCGCUGGACGAAGAACCUCCAUUUGGUCGGCCUUCAGUCCUCCUGCGUUUUUUCCUGCUAUGGCAUCAACGAACACACGGCAUCAACCGACUUCUGCUACCCCUUCUUCCCUAUACUCAGGCCCGCUCUGCGACCGGGAUGUCCGUCACCGUGUCCGUUCUUGGACUUGGAAAUUUCACUCAUCCGAUACGUGAUGGCAAAAUCAAACUUCAAGCAACUCAACAGUCUGUGCGCGCACGUCGCGAAUCUGGAGGUCCUCGUUCGAUGCAUCUCUGCCCACAACUCACAAACGUUUGCCUUUGGCGGAGAGAAAGACAUGGCUCCCCAGCUGAGCCGAGCCACAUCAGAAACGAUUCUAGAAACCGUCAUCGCAUCGAUGUCUUCUCUACCACAUCGGCUUGCAUCCGAAAAUCUAGAAUAUAGUCUGCUGACGACGCCAAAGCAGCAACAAAGCCAUUCGAACACCAUCAACAACGACAACUUGGCCGCCCUUCGCGCCUGGGUCCUGAUUUUCUCUGAACUGGUUUCUCACACCGAGCGCAACUGGGACGUCAGCAACUCCGCCCGCUCAGAACCCCCAAGCGACGCCGUAGAUGAGAGCAUCUCUCAGCAACAGCACGAUUUUCAUCGAAGCACGACCGACCUCGAGCCGCAUUCCCAUCGAUUCUACUCGAACCUCUAUUACCACAUGCUCAAACACCUCGUGGAAUGGCGUCCAUUCUUCAGACAUGACAAAGUCGCGCUACUCUGGUGGAACUCCCUCAUCUGCAAAGACAUCGCGGACAUGUCAAAGAACACGAAUGCCAUCUUGUACCUGUCUGAAAUUGUCUUCAAAGUCGGCUGCAUCCCGCUCGCCGUAUCCAUCAUAAAACACCUAGCCAUUAUGUUCACUACUCCUACCACCACCAUCACUCACACCGGGCGCUCAGCCCUUCCCUGCCCCAUCUCCAAGUUCAAACCACAAAUUCUCAAAAUGUCAAAAAAAAUACUCAAAUUUUUUUUAGAGUCUCCUUCGGCCUCUUUGGUUUUGUGGAAAACGGUUCUUAACGACUAUUCCGUUCUUCUCUUACCCGCCCUGUUCCGUCAACGAGAGCUAUGGUUGAAGCACGUCUCCCUAUCCUCUAUAGAUCCAUCUACUAUAUCUGCCUAUUCCAGCAGUCUAGCCCACAGAAAUACGCUAGAAGUUUGGAAACUCUCUCAAUUUCGUACCAAAAUCAGGCGACGAUACCAAAAAGCGGUUCACUCCUCACUUCCAGUUAUCUCACUCCUUCUCAAUAGCGUACUUGUGCGCAUUCUCCCGGACGAACUCCUCGUUGCCAUUGCCCAGUUCCUCGCCUCCGAAGCUACUAGAAAAGACCUGUGGACAACGGCCGCCCAACUCCUUUACAAAAUAGACCGCAUUCUCGGACGCAAGGAGAAUACCCACUAACUAUCCUCACACAGUGACAGGCCUUCUUCUCUCGACUUUUCGCAGCUCUCGCUGGCAUCUGCUUUAAUAAAAAGACAUAACUAUUCGGUGUAGAUCAAACUUUCAUUUCUCCUUCCUGAAGCAAAGUCCGAACGAGAAGAACUCACCCGACACAAAAAUCGUAUUUCUCGGUCUUUU
Schistocerca gregaria is the source of this 4614-nucleotide messenger RNA. RefSeq lists its product as uncharacterized. NCBI's taxonomy places the organism in Eukaryota, Metazoa, Arthropoda, Insecta, Orthoptera, Acrididae. The record is from RefSeq and is a predicted model, not a curated record. The transcript is spliced from 2 exons. The coding region runs from base 1168 to 4437 and encodes 1089 amino acids.